Molecule: messenger RNA, 1491 nt
Organism: Alternaria alternata
Lineage: Eukaryota; Fungi; Ascomycota; Dothideomycetes; Pleosporales; Pleosporaceae
Product: alpha/beta-hydrolase
Exons: 5
Coding region: 1-1491 (496 amino acids)
Molecular function (GO): dipeptidyl-peptidase activity
Source: RefSeq, a predicted model, not a curated record
AUGUUUCCUUGGAGAGUAGGUAUACCUCGCAACCGAACAAGCGGCCUCGAGAAGUGGGAAGCACCUGAUCCGGCUGAAUGGAUUCCUCGAGGCUAUGCGAUAGUCAAUAUCGAUGCGAGAGGCAGUUUCAAGUCAGGUGGCGACUUUCAUGUCUACGGCACUCAAGAAGGCCGCGACGGUUACGACAGCAUUGAGUGGAUCGCGCAGCAGACUUGGUGCAACACAAAAGUGGCCAUGGCUGGCAACUCAUGGCUCAGUACGACGCAAUGGUUCAUUGCUGCUGAGAAACCUCCACACCUUUGUUGUAUGGCUCCUUGGGAAGGCUUAGGAGACUAUUACAGAGAGUCUAUCUGCCGUGGUGGUAUUCCCGACCAUGCUUUCUGGGACGUCCUAAUGGCGUGGGCUUGCGGUCCAAAUGAGCGAGAAGACGUAGGCGCAAUGAUCGACAGAUAUGGACUCUGGAAUGAUUACUGGGAAGACAAGAAACCAAAGCUCUGGAACAUAUCAGUACCUAUGUAUGCCACAGCCAGCUAUUCUACGGGUCUACAUACAGAGGGAUCAGUUCGUGGGUUUCAGCUUUGUCGCUCGAAAGAGAAAUGGUUACGAUGGACAGCCACGCAGGAAUGGCAUGACAUCUAUCAGGAGGAAAAUAUCGAUGACCUACAAAGGUUCUUGGACAAAUAUAUGUAUGGACUCGAUAACGGGUGGGAGAAGACACCCAAAGUUCGCCAGUCGAUGCUCGGUUACAACCGUCCCUCCGUGAUCAAUCGUCCAGCAUCAGAGUACCCACCGGUGGACUUCCAUUAUCACACACUCUUUCUGGACGCAAAGACCAGGAUUCUGAGCAAGUCAAAACCGAACGACUCGAGCUCUGCUGAGUAUUAUGCGGAGUCUCAGACCGAUGAUGGUCUCUCCUUCAGUUACAAAUUCGAUCGGUAUACUGAACUCUGCGGCAUCUCCAAAGCUACUCUAUAUAUGUCUACAGAUGAUCAUAACGAUAUGGAUGUAUACAUCGUCAUACGCAAACUGGAUCAUGAUGGUCAAGCCCUUUGGCAUCAGAACAUUCCUAUGGAAGAUCUCCCCGAAGGAACUAAAGUGGAGCAGAUACCCCGAGAAAACAUCUGGCGCUAUAUCGGUCCCAAUGGCCGACUUCGUGCGUCGCAUCGAGAGGUGACUGAAGAAACUAUCGAGGGCAUCAGCCAAGACGAAUACCGAGAGCUCAUGGGUCCCGCCUAUGUAUAUCAUCCUCACACUUCAAAGCAGCCGUUGCUUCCUGGUGAGAUUGUAGAGCUCGAGAUCAGUCUUUGGCCUGGAGGCAUGGUGUUCGACGCUGGGGAGUCGAUGAGUCUAGAAAUCAAAGGCCAUCUUCCCAUCUUGCCUGAAUUUGAAGGCUUGGAAGAGAAGCUUGUCAACUUCAAUGUCGGGCGCCAUAAGUUGCACACAGGCCCCUACUAUGGAUCGCAAUUGUUCGUGAGUUUGCGGGAGGGUUGA